Messenger RNA from Suillus discolor, 882 nucleotides. RefSeq lists its product as uncharacterized. The record is from RefSeq and is a predicted model, not a curated record. The coding region runs from base 1 to 882 and encodes 293 amino acids. The transcript is spliced from 10 exons. Lineage: Eukaryota; Fungi; Basidiomycota; Agaricomycetes; Boletales; Suillaceae.
AUGAUCCCAAAGGCGGGUGGUAGACUUUACGAAAAUUGGACGAGACUGAAGGACCGCACAAAGUUAGGUCACCAGGACAAAGAUGGAGAAAUGUUUGUGCAGGACUUGAGGUCUACUGGUCGUGAGGAAGCUUCGUCAGCUUUUGAUUCAGAGUUAUUGUCGCUGUCCCAGUCAGAACUUGCUUCUCCGAAUACCGUGGCUGUUCCAUCUUAUACAGGCAAAGACGGUGAUCAUCAGCUCGCUAAAGAGGUAACUGAGGACAAACUCAGGAGAGUGAGGCAUCAACUCGAACCUGGUGAUGUCAUUGAGGCUGUUAGCACUGUCUGCCGAGUAUCCAGCGCUGAUUCCUUUCUUGGCAUGUUGAUCUUCGGGCGUACCCACCUGUACAUGUUAGAAGGCCUUAUAGAGACUAGUGAAGGUGAAGUUAUUGGUGCAGGUGAUGCGCUGGAAGGAUUGAUUUUUAUAUCCGGAAGUGCUGUGGACGUUUGGAACUCACAGCGGGCUCAACGAUGGUCAUUAGAGCAAGUUUCAGGCUUUUCUGACAGGAUGUUCCUUUUCCAAGAUGUAGGGUUCGAGAUCUUCUUCAAAGAUAGCUGCAUGCUGCUGGUUAUUUUCCUUGAUAAGUCACGUCGCCAAUGGUCUUUACCUCCUUAUUCACAAGCAAACUCACAGCGAGUUUUAGCUUGGGUUCUCAAUUAUUAUGUUUUGGAAGUGCUAGAUCUUUCAUCUACUGAUGUGUUUAGAGAUCUCGCUAAACUUAUGGGAGCAUUGACGGCUGAGCGUCGUGAGGCUGUGGACACUCGCUAUACUAACCUGAGCAGUGUUGAUGAAGAGCCAUUCCACUACAGAACACACAUCAGCUCGUUCUUGAAGGGCCAUUAG